Messenger RNA from Aspergillus wentii DTO 134E9, 1377 nucleotides. RefSeq names its product cytochrome P450. The transcript is spliced from 5 exons. Gene Ontology annotation, molecular function: monooxygenase activity; heme binding; oxidoreductase activity, acting on paired donors, with incorporation or reduction of molecular oxygen. The record is from RefSeq and is a predicted model, not a curated record. Bases 1 to 1377 code for a protein of 458 amino acids. Lineage: Eukaryota; Fungi; Ascomycota; Eurotiomycetes; Eurotiales; Aspergillaceae.
AUGUUGGCCACGAUUCUGCUCAAGCUGGGCGAUAACCUCUAUGUGUUAUUCGCGCUGGCUCUUUUUGUUCUCGUCGCUGUAUUGAAUCGCCCACGAAAGUUUCCUGUCAACCUCCCUAUCCUGUCUCCCUCAGGAGAGUCUGGACCAUCUGGUGCUCGAAAGGAUAUCCAGGCAUUUGUUCGUAAUGGCUUCCAAGUUGUCCAACAGGGAUACGACCAGUAUUCCAAAAAAGGCCAAAACUUCUUCAUGCGCACCCCCGACGGGUUGGUCUUCGUCGCCGCCCCUCGAUUCAUCGAAGAACUCCGCCAAGCACCAGACGACAAACUGUCCGCCAUGGCAGCCAGCAACGACGUUCUCCAAGUGCAAUAUACCCUCCAUCCAGAACUAGCGCACACCUGGUACGAAUUCGAUACGAUACGUACGGAUCUGACGAGAAGUCUGGCACCGACUUUACCAGACGUGGUGGACCAGUGCCAUCGCGGGUACGUUUCGCUAUUAGGACAACCAUCCGACUGGACAUCGAAGCACAUGUGGCCGAUUUGCUGUCGGAUCGUGACCCAGGUGACGAAUCGAUUGUUGUUCGGCGAGGAAAUGGCGAAUCACCCGGCGUUCACUGAACUGGCUGCGAAUUACACCUAUACGGUCUUUGGGGGAGCACACACCAUCCGGUACUAUCCGUCCUGGACGCGGUCGUUUAUCAUGUGGUGGAAGACUCGGAUGGGAGAGGAGAAGGCGUUGGCAAAGAAACUUCUUGGACCGCUGCUGAUUAGUAGGAUCAAGCGGAUCAAAGAGGCUAGAAGAACGAAUGGGGAGUCGGAGCGUGGACAAAAGAGACCGAAUGACGCCGUGCAAUGGGUGCUGGAACUGACUCCGCCCCACCAUCUGGACGACAUCGACCUUCUCGUAGCCCGCAUGUUGCACCUGGUUGUCUCGGCGAUUCACACCAGCAGCUCGACGUUCAUGGAUACCAUGUACGAUCUUGCUCUGCACCCGGAAGUGGUCGCUCCGCUCCGCGAAGAAAUCGAUCGUGUCAUGGCUGCAGAAGGGGGAUGGACGAAGCAGGGACUGACCAAGAUGCAUAAAUUAGACAGUCUCAUCAAGGAAAGCUCGCGAUGGCAUCCUUUCAUCACAGGGGCGCUUGACAGACGAGCGAUUCAAGAUCUCCGCCUCAGUGACGGAAGCGUCAUCCCAAAAGGCUGCCAAGUGACCGUCCCUCACCUGCCAAUGCUCUUUGACGAGGAUCUGUACGGCCCUACCGCGAACGAAUUCGACCCCUUUCGAUUCUCGAAGAGAAAGGAGACGCCCGGCGAGGAGAAUAAGCAUCUCUUUGUGCAAACCUCAUCGGACUAUAUGUUUUUCGGGUAUGUCCAUACAUGA